AGUUCAACUCUGCAUAUUUUCUGCAAUCUCAGCGAACGAGCCUUCGUCUAAGGCAGAGGCAGCUCACUGACCCAAACGUUUACGUUCCAGCGGUUACGUCCGGAGGAGGCGACCAAUUGUACUUGAACGACUUCAUCACGCUGGCUAGCCAUAGCUAAUCCAUGCAACGCGUUCACAUAACCCUUUCGAGCGUAUCAAAGUCCCGCAAUUAGAAGAGAGCUCCUUUCGAAAUUUCACUAUACAUCGAAAGGUCCAAAAUGGCAGCAGUAAGCAACGACAAAAGACCGGUGGACAUUCACCAAUCACCACCCCUCGAUCUCUCAAUCCCAUACAACCCGGCUUGGGUCAAAGGCAGGACGAUCCUCGUAACUGGAGGGGCCGGUGGCUUUGGUGCUGCCUUUGUACGCAAGUGGGCAGGGCAUGGAGCCACCGUCAUAUUCGGGGAUAUCAACACCGAGCAGGGCGAUCAGGUAGCUCGAGACAUACAAAAAGAGACAGGAAACAAGAACGUUCAUUUUGUUCACUGCGACGUCACGGACUGGCAAUCCCAGGUCAACCUUUUCAAGGAAGCAGUGAAGCUGAGUCCUCAUGGCGGCAUCGAUACGGUGGUUGCAAACGCGGGAAUCGCAAAGGCCGACAUUCUCCAGUUUCCAUGCGACUUGAGCGUCGCUGAGCCAAAGCAACCUAAGUGGCAGAUGCUUGACGUUAAUCUUACUGGUGUGAUGUACACUUCGCAUCUUGCGAUGUUCUAUCUGCCUCGCAACCCGGGAUCUAAAAAUUGCACCCCAGACUCAGAUCCUGCAACGGCCCCUCGUGAUCGCCAUCUCCUCUUCCUCGGCUCUGUAGCUUCACUUGCAGGCGUGCCUCUCUCGCCGCAGUAUGCAGCCUCGAAGCACGCCGUACUGGGCCUCUUCCGUUCGCUACGCGGGACGUCCUUUGCACAAGGCAUCCGCGUCAACAUCGUAUGUCCAUACUACAUCGACACGCCAAUGAUGCCUGCCUUCUUGCGCAUCGCCAUCGCGGGUGGUGGGCUUGGAAAGGUCGAGGACGUCGUCGAUGCGGCGACUAGGUUCACAGCGGACUCGCGUAUCUUGGGCCGCGGUGUGGUUGUGGGCCCCAAGAUAAAGUUGAAGCCAGACGACAACGGAGAGUUGAAAUAUCUCGGCGAGGAUGCUGACAUACAGCCAUCGGCGGUAUGGGAAGUAUAUGCGGAUGACUUCCAGUACACUGAUGCGUCUGUCAGAGCGAUUGUCAACUCUCUCAAUGCAAUCCAAAAGGCCCAGGGAUGGAUAGGAUGGGCUAAGGACUGCUUGGCUGCGCUGGCGUAUGGAGUCGGUCUUGGGGGAAAGAAGUAGGCCAUCCACAAUUUGGUGUUUGGCCUUAUCGUUAACCAGGCCUAAGCCUCAGCGAAUCAAAAGCUCGUUUAAUAGAUCUUGCAAUGUCCUUGUAAUUUCUUGCCUGUGGGACUUUGAGCAUGCUAUCCUCAU
Messenger RNA from Mytilinidion resinicola, 1487 nucleotides. RefSeq names its product NAD(P)-binding protein. The transcript has 3 exons. NCBI's taxonomy places the organism in Eukaryota, Fungi, Ascomycota, Dothideomycetes, Mytilinidiales, Mytilinidiaceae. Gene Ontology annotation, molecular function: oxidoreductase activity. Bases 258 to 1355 code for a protein of 365 amino acids. The record is from RefSeq and is a predicted model, not a curated record.